This is a messenger RNA of Yarrowia lipolytica CLIB122, 915 nucleotides long. RefSeq lists its product as uncharacterized. Gene Ontology annotation, biological process: protein insertion into ER membrane. The record is from RefSeq and is a predicted model, not a curated record. Gene Ontology annotation, cellular component: TRC complex; cytosol. NCBI's taxonomy places the organism in Eukaryota, Fungi, Ascomycota, Dipodascomycetes, Dipodascales. Gene Ontology annotation, molecular function: protein binding.
AUGUCCACCAAGCUCGAGCGAACCAUUGCUCGAAACGACGAGAAAAUUGCCGCCGGCGAGUUCUACGACGCGCACCAGGGCAUCCGAACGGUCGCCAACAGAUACGUCAAGCAGAAGGCGUACAAUGACGCCAUUGAGGUGCUGUACAAGGGAGCCGAGUCGCUUCUAAAGGCCAAGCAAUACGCCUCCGCCAGUGAUCUGGUGCUCUACAUUCUCGAGGUGUACACCGUGGCUGAGAUCCCCGUGGACUCUGUGUCGCGAAACCGAAUCGUCUCUCUGAUCCAGCUAUUUGACGUCCACGAGCCUACCCUGGUGAAGAUCAGUAACGAUGCCGAGACCUGGAGCGGCAAGUUUGGCCCCGUGUCGUCCGGAGAUGCAAUUCUGCACAACCUGUUUGGAACUGUGUUCGCCAAGGCUGACGAGGGAUACGAGGCCGAAAAGAACCUGCUGCUGGGCACCAAGGAGUCUGCGCCAAUUCUGGGACAGCUGCUGUUUGACUGGUCUGCCGAGUCCAAGGACGCUCCCCAGGACGCACCUCUGUUCCUGUCGCGGGGAGUUCUGGGCUACCUGGGCACCGAAAACAUCAGAGACGCCACCGUGUGCGCCCAAACGUUUCUCAACGCCUUUGACGUCAAACACAACCCCGAAACCAACAACGUGGAGGCCGCAGGAGACACCGUCAUCACCACCUACGAUGCCUACCCUCUUUUCAACUUUCUGCAGCUGCUGAUUCUCGCGUGCCGAUCGAAAAACCCCGAGACCUUCAAGCGACUGCAUACCCGAUACGCCCAACAGUUGAGUCAGCUGCCCGCCUGGAACCCUGCUCUGGAAAAAAUUGGCCACGUCUACUUUGGCAUUGUUCCCAAGCGACAGGGCAACAUGCUGGAGGAUUUGAUGGGUUCUUUUUUCAAGUGA